AUGGAAGUGACAUUUCUAAGCCGUAGGUUGGCCAGGUUUUCUGUUAAAGGAAUAGCCAGCAAGUCUCAAACAAUUCGGCAUUUCUGUCGGUCUAUUACUCAUAGAGAAGAAUCAGAUCUAGAGGUGAACCUGACUACUCCUAUGAUGAACAGUCGAUUUCUAAAUGAAUCGCAGGUGAGGUCAAACGUGCAAGAAGACACAGUUAUAGAGAGAUUGCUCGAUAUCAGUCCUCCGGAGGGGGAAUUGGUGACAAAAUCAAAGUACCCAUACGCAGAAAUGGCAGAUCGGCCAUGGCGAGCAUAUCUACCCGAAGUACCCCGGGCAGCUACAGCUGCCUCCAUCAACGACUAUAUAGGAAAGCUAACAUCCUACAGGUAUCACCCAUCUGUUUAUGGGGUGAUCGGAGAAUCGUUGAUGAAGAUAGUUGAAGCUACACCAGAGGUUCUCACUAAACAGUCGUACUUGAACAUUGUGAGCCACUUCCACUUCAUGGUGCAGGAUCGUAAGGGGUUUGACGUUCUUGAUAAGAUGGCUGAAGCUACUCAGAUACAGCAGGAUAUAGACUUUGAUAACGCCUUACUCUCCUAUGCAAAUUGCGUUACCGACUAUCGUCCUCGAAUCACACGACUCGAAAAGUUGAGGGACCAUCAUGUCAUGGCCAAUAAUAACACCUGGUACUACGUUUUCCGGAUGUUUAGAAGAACUGAUCCGAAGUUGCAGCUUCUCAAGUUGAUGGACGAUCACGGAAUCUCUCAUCAGCCCAUUCUUUAUAGUGCCGUUCAUUAUCUAUCGAAGACAUAUACUCCAGAGCAGCUUCUCGAGUACUAUAGAAGAGAAGGUAAGACGGGUGUUAAUAUGACUGCAUAUUUGUUCAAUCGAUUGAUUGGUACCUAUUUGGGCUACAAUAGGGUGGACGAGGCUUGGAACCUCGUUAAAAAGACCCAUUUGGACCCUGAAAAUACACUGCAAGUCAACGCAGGUACGUUUGGAGUUUUUAAUCGCCAUUUUGCUGAUAGAGGGGAGCUAUAUAACUGCAUAGCCUUCUCUGAUCUCUUUUCCAAGACGUUUGGAAUGAAAAGCCGCCAAUUUUUGGCCAAUGACCUACUAAAUAAACAGUUACCUUAUAUUGACUUCUUCGACAACUGGUUCAAUCUAGUCAAUGUUUUGGUGGAUAUGUUGAGGAAUAACACUCAAAACAAGAGCUUUAUCAACAAAAAAACGCUACACAAAUUGCAAGAUUACGCCAAAUUACACGGAAGAACGGACUUCGAUCCACUACAAUUCGAUGACGAAGCACUAUUACUCAGACAUGAGUUAUUUAGUAAGUUGAAGUGGGAGUGUGUUGAAGAUGAUGGUCAACUUCCGUUAUCAUUGGAAGAGAACAGCGAGCAGUUUCAGAAAGCAGCAGGGUUAAUAUCUGCUCCUAGAAAAGGCUCUACAACUCAUAAUCCAUCGGAUUUCUUGUAG
This is a messenger RNA of Brettanomyces nanus, 1467 nucleotides long. RefSeq lists its product as uncharacterized. The transcript has a single exon. The record is from RefSeq and is a predicted model, not a curated record. Lineage: Eukaryota; Fungi; Ascomycota; Pichiomycetes; Pichiales; Pichiaceae. The coding region runs from base 1 to 1467 and encodes 488 amino acids.